Messenger RNA from Lactuca sativa (garden lettuce), 1761 nucleotides. It is a transcript of the gene SAC3C, whose product is annotated as SAC3/GANP/Nin1/mts3/eIF-3 p25 family. The record is from RefSeq and is a predicted model, not a curated record. Gene Ontology annotation, biological process: mRNA export from nucleus. Gene Ontology annotation, cellular component: nucleus; cytoplasm; transcription export complex 2. NCBI's taxonomy places the organism in Eukaryota, Viridiplantae, Streptophyta, Magnoliopsida, Asterales, Asteraceae.
AGUGUCAACGCUUAGUUAAGGAAGUCAGGAAUUGUAAAAACCCUAAGUUAGAAACAAAAGUUCAAAUUCCUUGCAAUGAUUGAUCCAGAUAAGUAAUUGAAUACAGUUCGAGGAGAUCUUGAACUUGUUUGAAGAAUUGAUAUUGAUUUCGGAAUCGAAGACUUCAAAGAUGAUCAAAAUCUUGGGAUGAUCUUGGAUAUAUAAAUAUAUGAUCUAGAUGUUCAUGUUGAUUUGAAACUGCCGGUAAUUCCGAUUCCUGAUUCCCGAACCACUAUAAGGUUUUACCUUAUGGAGAGGUGGCAGCCUCGCCAUGGAAGGAGGGGGAGAGGAAGAGGAAGCUAUUCAUCUUCAUCUUUUUCCCAAUCAAACGACUCUGGACCUUCAAAUCCUUCAAAUCGAGUUAGAAAAACAACAACAAAUCUUAGCAAUUCUGUGAUUAACAACAAACAAGACCAUAAUGAUGCGGAAAUCCUCCCAAACUUAAUUGGAACUUGCCCUUUCAUGUGCCCAAUUGAAGAAAGGACACAACGUGAGAGACUAAGAGAUUUAGCCAUAUUUGAAAGAUUAAACGGAAACCCAUCUAAGUCAUCUUCUACACUUGCUGUUAAAAAGUUCUGCAGAACAAUCUCCUCAAAAGAUCUUCGUGAUAUGGAUUUACGCCCCCUUCAAGUAUUAGAAGACACCUUAAAUUACCUUCUAACCAUUUUUGAAUCCAAAGAACACCCUUUUGAAGCUAUUCAUGACUUCAUAUUCGAUAGAACAAGAUCCAUCAGACAAGACUUGAGUAUGCAAAACAUCAUAACAGGAGAUCAAGCUGUCAGCAUGUAUGAAAGAAUUGUAAAGUUUCAUAUCAUCUCUCAUUACAAGCUUCGAAUAAAUGCUACUGCAAAUUCAAACGUCUCCCCAAUGCAUCACCUCAACAUGGAACAACUUACAAAGACUUUAGCAUCUUUAUAUCACAUAUAUGACACAAAUCAUAAAUCUGGUAACACUUAUGAUACUGAAGGUGAAUUUUAUUCAUUUUAUGUGCUUCUACAUCUUGGUUCUGAUCAUCAACCAACAGGAGAGUCAUUAUCUUUAUGGUUCAGAAGUCUUCCUUAUUCCAUUAUUAAGUCAAAAGAAAUGAUGUUUUCACGAAGGCUUUUGAGGUAUUUUCGUUUUGGAAACUAUAAAUGUUUUCUUCAUGCUAUAGAAACCGAAGCAUCAUGUUUGCAGUAUUAUGUUAUUGAGCCUUACAUUAAUGAGAUUCGUGCACUUGGAUUAGCAUGUUUAAAUCAUGGAGGUUACAAGCUAAAUCCUUAUCCACUAGUGGACAUAUGUAAGAUCUUGCUAUUGGAGGAAUUUGAUGUUGAAUCUUUUUGUAAAGAUUGUGGUUUAGAUACUUUUAGUAGUGAUGAAGGAAUUAAGUUCAUGCCUACAAAGCAAACAAGUUUUUGCUAUCCAAAAGGUUCUCAGAGAUAUUAUCAGUUGGUGUCAAAACGAUUAAAGAAGUUUUAUAAUGAAGUGCCUUAAAGAAUUGGGGAUUUGGGGAAGUAUUGGACUACUGAUGGAAGGAAAUUGAUUGUGGUGAAAGUUAAUCAUUUCAAAGCUUGGAUUUGAAUAAAAGUUUAUGGAAAUUUGGAAGAUGUUUUGUGUAUGUAUGUAACCUUAUAGAUUAGGGAAAAUUGUAGUUUAUCAUGAUUCAUGACUUCUUUAGCUUUAAUAUACUUUGUUUAAUCUUGAUAAGGACACUUUAAUUGACAUUAUAGGGCUUUAUAUAUA